This is a messenger RNA of Linum tenue, 800 nucleotides long. Lineage: Eukaryota; Viridiplantae; Streptophyta; Magnoliopsida; Malpighiales; Linaceae. The record is from the annotation of a GenBank genome assembly.
GAGCGGUCAGAAACUUUUUCGUGAGCUUGAGAAGCAAAUCCCUUUGUCACACUAUUUUGGCAUGCUAACCGAACCCCUUUAAGCCAAACAGAUUUGCGUUUUUUCUCCGAUCCGAGCUCUGAUUGGGUUCGGCCGCUCCCUGCAGCUAGGGUUCCCAACCUCUUAGAACCUUUCAGGGAUUCUGUGGUUUGGGGAAGCAAGUAAGAAUGGUCGACGAAGGAGGAGACCCUCGAAACGCCAAUGGCGCAGCUGCAAAUCAUCUCAUGAUAUUGAAGGAAGGAAUAUAUUUGAUCCUCUCCCGAUGGGCAGCUCUUCUUUUCGCCGUCGAGAACGAGUCCGGCGGUCGCGGCUCCCGCCAGUUAGCCGAUCAACUCGCUUCGGAUGUUUACUCCUGGUUCACCAAACAGCGCAAAGCCAAUGAGCCGCUUUAUAUCGAUGACCUCGAGAACAUUCUCGACGAAACCAUGUAUGCUCAUCUCCACAUCGACAUGAAUGAUGAUGGCGUUGAAAUUGAGGAGGUAGCAGAGAAAAUGAUGAUUAUGCACGAGGAAUGUAUGGAAGGGAACUAUAGCUCUGUUGAGAAGUUGAGAAGGGCUGCUGCUGAGCCUUGUAGAACAUCAUCUCGUCAAUACAUUAUCAGACAGGAUGAUGACCUUUAUGAUGAUGAUGCUUCGUCGGGAAGUGGUGGAGAUGAUAAUAUGAUGAUGGUGGAUUCUCCAGUAGUUCGUCGGACAAUAGAUGAUGAUGAUGGGUGGACGGUGGUCUCUUCCAAUCGACGUAGUGGUAGAAGGAAUCGCUAA